Messenger RNA from Megalops cyprinoides (Indo-Pacific tarpon), 3229 nucleotides. Its product is annotated as arf-GAP with dual PH domain-containing protein 1. Gene Ontology annotation, molecular function: phosphatidylinositol bisphosphate binding; GTPase activator activity. Gene Ontology annotation, cellular component: plasma membrane; intracellular membrane-bounded organelle. Gene Ontology annotation, biological process: positive regulation of GTPase activity. NCBI's taxonomy places the organism in Eukaryota, Metazoa, Chordata, Actinopteri, Elopiformes, Megalopidae. The coding region runs from base 313 to 1446 and encodes 377 amino acids. The transcript has 11 exons. The record is from RefSeq and is a predicted model, not a curated record.
UCAGGCAGCGCUGAGAGGCAGUCGGAAGGAGAGACUCUGACGGAGCCGAGCGCCGCAUCAUAAUGCUUAUUCAUCCGUCAGCACGCUGAUGUUUUCUGAUUUCGCCGGAUAAAUUAAUUUGUCGAGUUGUCCAUGUCCGCGUAGUGUUACAGAACAAGUAUACACAUAUACGUUUCCAGAUGAGAUAAUUCGAUUUAUUGUUGCCUCCGGGCAGCGUAUCAUUUGAACCGAAAGUGGCGACUUAUACUGGACGACGCCUUUGGAGCUUUUGGAGUAAAUUUAUCCCACUGAACUUAAAAAUCAACGAACACAAUGGCCACGGAGCAAGAGAAGAUCAAGCGGCGUUUACAGGAGCUGUUGGAGAGACCCGGUAACGGCAACUGUGUGGACUGCGGCGCUGCAGACCCGGACUGGGCGUCCUUCACUUUGGGCGUGUUCGUGUGCCAGCGCUGCUCCGGAAUCCACAGGAACAUUCCGCAGAUCAGCAGGGUGAAGUCUGUGACGCUGGACGGCUGGCUCGCCGCGGAGGUGGAGUUCCUUGCCUCCACUGGAAACAACGCUGCCAAAGACAAAUACGAGCCGAAGGUGCCGCCUUUCUACUACCGCCCCACGCACACAGACUGUCAGUUGCUGAGAGAGCAGUGGAUCCGGGCCAGGUACGAGCGGAAGGAGUUCGUGCAUGUGGAGAAGCAGGAGCCGUACUCCGCAGGAUACAGAGAGGGGUUUCUAUGGAAACGGGGGCGAGACAACGGACAGUUCCUGAGCCGAAAAUUUAUUCUGUCAGAGCGGGAGGGAGCUCUGAAGUACUUCAACAAGCAUGACGCGCGAGAGCCGAAGGCCAUCAUGAAGAUCCACACCCUCAACGCCACCUUCCAGCCGGCCAAGAUUGGCAACCCCCAUGGCCUGCAGAUCACCUACCUGAAGGACAACAGCACCAGGAACAUCUUCGUCUACCAUGAGGAUGGCAAGGAAACGGUGGACUGGUUCAAUGCCAUCAGAGCUGCCAGGUUUCAUUAUUUGCAAGUGGCUUACCCUGGAGCCAACGAUGCAGAUCUGGUGCCAAAACUUACAAGGAACUACAUCAAAGAAGGCUACAUGGAGAAAACUGGCCCAAAGCAAACAGAAGGGUUUAAGAAGAGAUGGUUCACCAUGGAUGACAGGAGACUGAUGUAUUUCAAAGAUCCUCUGGAUGCGUAUGCCCGGGGGGAGGUGUUCAUCGGGAGUAAGGAGAACUCCUACACUGUGCUGCCCGGCCUCCCGCCCUCCACGCAGGGCAACCACUGGAAGUUCGGCAUCACCAUCGUCACCCCGGACAGGAAGUUCCUGUUCGCCUGCGAGACGGAGGAGGAGCAGAAGGACUGGAUCGCGGCCUUCCAGAAGGUGGUGAACAGGCCCAUGCUGCCACAGGAGUAUGCAGUGGAGGCCCACUUCAAGCACAAACCCUGAUGGCAGGGCCAGGGUCCUGUGUCAGGUGGGACAGAGGAAGGCCAGGUGUUCUGCACGGGCACUGGGACUGGGUUGGACACAUGGGAGAAACACCUGGGACUCAGGUCGACCGAGGGCAACGAAAACCGACCCCCCUCCAUGCCCUACUGAGGAAGGAAGUCAGCCUGCAUCAGUGUCCUCAUCUGUCUGUUAAAAUGGGGGUGCAGUACCCAAGCAGGAAGUCCAAGACCUCAGAACUGAGCACCUGCUACCCCCUUCUGCAACGCAUAUACUCCUGCACCCUGCCCCGCCCUGAGUUUGUGCUAACCAUAUUCUCUAAUGUACUGUAUCGGUGCCCCAAUCUGAAUGUUAUGGAGCAGUAACCUUUACAUGAAUGUUGUCUUAACUUAUUUGUACUGCGCUGUUGUGAAGAAGUAACAUAUUGACAAAACAAAACACAGGAAGCAUUGAUAAGUGUUAUUGACUACUGGACAGGGACUUACAGAUGUAUUUAUUUCAAUUAGGAGUGCAUCUGCAUGCACAUAGAUUCCUUUAACUACUCAACGGGAGUAUUCUUAUUUAAUUUGUCAUGAUAAAUGUUGAAGGUCCCUGUGCAGUUACUUUGUUUAAACUACAACUGAGCGUUAUAUAGAGUUUUUGGUCUGCACACAAUAAGCUUAAAAUAGGCAUAAAAAUAACUUUAGGAGAAAUAAAGUCUGCUAGUCUGAAAACACAAGCGUGAGGUAGGAGAUACUCUCACCUCUUUUCCAUGAGCACUGAGGCAGUGCUUUGGUAUGUCCAACAGUAAUCGAUUCUUCUCCAGUUGGGUGUGGUUUUGACCUAGUUGAUCUAGUACGGUGACAACAGUCACAUUUGUGAUGUAAGAAUUAAGACUACAUUGACAUAUGUGAGAAUUUAAUGCCACAGUUUUAGGGGUUUUUGGACAGAGGGAUGAGCUCUCCAGUUUCAAAGCUGCUUUUUUGUACUUACCAGCCGGGGGAGAAAGAGAAACCAAACGCUGAAAGAGGAAAUGAGUUCUCCUGUCUGCGUGUUGAUGUUAAAAAUGGUUUGACGAGCCUGUGGUCAUUUUUUGUGAGAAAUGAAGGUGUCUCAUCCUCUGUCUCUCUCUCUCUCUCUCACACAUACACACACACACAAUGAAACUGGACCUCAUGAGUAAUUACUGCCCCCAUGAGAAAAUUUGGAAAGCUUUUUUGAGUCAUCUCAUCACCACUCCACUGCUUGGAUUUAUGCUAAAAUGGGUAUAAAUAUUUAGAUAAAUAUAUAUUUCCUGUGAAUGUCAGGUGGCCCACAACAUAAAAGACCUUCAGUGGUAUGGGUAGCCUUUUUUGAGUUUACAUACAGCCACUCUGAUAGGUCGCUGAUAGGUUAUCAAAGACAGUGGGGCAGUGUUUCUGACUCAUACUUGGAACCACAGAGGGAACACCCCACUGGUCAUACACAGAAAAACCAACUUCCAUAUUCCCUGAGUAGACCUUUUCCUCUUUAAAAGGUCUAUUAUUUGUCAUUUCCCUGCCAUUUCUUGGUGUAUUUAUUUAUUGACAUGUGAGAACUAUUUUAUUUUGGUUGAGAUUUUUUUUUUUUUUUACAAAAAGAAAAUGUAUAGCAUCUGUGUUUCCAUAGAGACAGUGGUAAAGAUGGAGUAGGAAGACCACACGGAUGACUGUUUGCUCCCUCUGCAAAUAAACAAAAAAACUAAUGGAAUACAGUCCUUAAAUCUGCAUGCAUUUCUGAUGUUACUGAUGUCAAACGCUGAUAUGUCAAUAUGUGUAAUAACUGCACA